CAAACGUACUUCUAUCUUCGCUGUCAGUUUCUAAAAUAAGGGUACACUUAGUUAUUUUCAGAAGUGAUUGUCGUGAAGGUUUUGGUUUCUCUUAUUACUGAGCACGAGGCGGGAAUUUCAUGGCCAAAAAAAUACACGAAGACUUCAACUGAUUUUCGAGUUGCGACUUCACUGAGCCAGACAACUUUGAUCGACCAAGUCUAAGCUGUUAAUGCUAUUUGCAGCCAUUAUGAGUUCAACACCAGAGAGUAUUAUAACAUCGGUAGAACCCGAAAGCGAAUGUGUUGGUCUGGAAAAACAAUCGGCCUGUGGCGGGACCCAAGCCGAACCAAAGGCUGAACCCCACCCAGAUUGGAAUAUAGCUGUGGAAACUUGGGGCAUUGCCUGGGAAUUUCACCAAUUUGGACUCGGUUCUUUAUUUGGAAUCGUCGGCCUUUUCGCUCUUUCAGCAUUCUUUAGAUUGUUAAAAAACAACAGAGGGAGUCGACAGAAGAAAUUCUCACUGGUUGUUCUAAGCCAGAUUGUUUUAUUUGGUUCAUCAAGGUGUUUGUUCUUAUGUGUGGAUGCUUACCAUUCCAAAGGCCAUGUUCCUAGCACCGUGGUAAAUAUAAUCUGGGGAAUUGGACAGCCUUGUUUGAUUACAGCCUUCAUGCUCAUUUUUCUAGUUUUGAGAAAUGCUCUUGUGAUGAAAAGCAGAUUUCAGAACUGGUACACGACGCGAAACAUAGCUCUCAUUACAGUCCCUUAUUACAACUUUGUUUUGGUGUCAGAAAUGACUGUAUCAUUUUUACCAUCAAACAAGAGCUUGACUUUUGCUUGCCAAAUAACAGACACAGUUUUAUAUGUCAUUUUAGCUGUCUUUUACACUUACAUUUCUACUCUUAUGUGGAAAAAACUUCGAGUUAAACCAAAUGGAGCUUCUGAAAUGCACGACAGAGGAAACCAAACAUCAUCCGUCUUCAAACUUUGUAUAGCAGCAGCUGUUGGCGGUUUCAGCAUCGGCGCCAUGCAAAUUUACGCGCUGGUAAGCGUUUACAGCGUUUCGCACGACGCGCAAAACAUUUCCCCGUGGUCUUGGUUCGCGUCCACCACCUCUCUGCGCUGUUUGGAGAUGGGAAUGUCGGUGUUGUUGUACAUGAUCGGUACGAUAAAUAAUCCUGGUCAAAGAGCUCGUGGAAGAAUAAACGUGGCACCACUGUCAAUAAUGCAGUCGAAAGUUGAAACUCGAGUGACCAAAGACUCGGCAAAUUCCGACACUUUCCAAAUUUCACGUCUUCAUGCCUUCAACGAGGACGGUAUCAUUCGUUAAGUGUUCUCUAGAUGAUGCUAAACAGUCACUGGAAAUAAUUCCACAGCGACCGAAGGUAUGGCCCGGCAGCUCUGCGCGAACGAUUCUCGCAAAAACUGCCGCUCAGGCGCGUCACUGAAAAGAUCAGCUUUGCACGCCGUGUUUGCAUAGAGAAUAAACCAAAUGUUUUCCACCUUGUUUACCAGCACGUAAUCUGCCCUAAUGCCACUACUCGUGUCAGCUACGUUUUCUUACAACAACAACAAAAAAAGUGUUACACAUUUCAGGGGUAUAGCCAGGAUUUGUCAAGGGGGGGGGGGGGGGGAGCACACUGUGUCAAAGUGAAGGUACUCAGCAGAUUGUCACGUCGUUUUCGCCACCUGCUGUAAGUUGUUUGCUUAAAAAAGGCUUACAAAACGGGGCUACGCCCCUGCAUUUUAACGUCAAGAUCCUUCAAACAGUUCCUUACAAAGGCAAAGAAAGUUUAUUUGCGUUUGACCGCUGUGAACAAAAUAAUUAAGUUUUAUAGCUUUAUUUCAACACUUUUUUUUGGCUCAGAGCGUUUUGUAUUUUGCACGGCAAAUUUAACUCAAAAUUGUUUUUUUUUUGUGUGAUUCUUUUUCUUGUAUUUAAGCAUAGUUAUAGUAGCUGCUAACUAUGGUUUAAGCUGAAAUGAUGUUAGAAAUAGAAGACUCGUACUUUCUGUUCUUUAAAACAAAAAUAAUUUUGAAAUUAGUUUAAGUAAAAAAAGUCUACUCCUUGAACAACAGAUUAUAUCCUUCCAUUAGUCAAAAAAGCUCAAACUGAUUCCAGUGAUAGUUCAAAAAGGUAGGAAAACAGCAAAGAAGUAAUAAUAACCUAAGAUUGGUUAAGUAUGGGGAAAGAUUGAGCUCCAGAAACAAUUUUAGUAUUUUACUUGGGUGGUCUUGUAUGGGGUCCCCGAGAAUUGAAUGAGCCUGCGAUCACCGAAGUUGUUCGGGAGCACUGGCGCUAGUUUUUGAUUGGAUAAGGAGAAUCGGAGCUCUGUGCCGACCUAAGACAGCACUUGUUUGUUAUUUCCCCGACUGAGCAAUUAAUAUUAGUCCUAGAUUUAGCCUAAACUUCACCCGUCUUUAGAUUUCAGAGUAUCUUAGGUUUAUGUAAUCUUUAGCUUUUACGCUACACCGUAAACUGCCGCGAAUGAGCCCUGGGCUUACACAAGGGGCUUAUAUCCGACGGAGCUUAAAGCCGGAAUAAAAAAACGUUUGGAAAAGAGCUAUAGCUGCACAUGUUGAUCGAAAUAGGUUUUUCAUUUACCGGUUCUUUAAUUAAGCUCUAAACAUCAUAAUGAAACGAAUUCAAGACAAGGAAAGUUAGAGAGGGGGGCUCUUAUUCGGAUGUAUUUUUGGGCCUAUAACCGAAGGGGCUUAUAAGCGGAGGGGCUUAUAACCGAAGGGGCUUAUAAGCGGAGGGGCUAUCAGCGGCAGUUUACGGUAUUGCAACUGUACUCCUAAACGAUCGAUAGAAGUCGGAAGGAAUACGUGGCCGGAAGAAAAAAUAAAUUGUUUUGCUGCGAAGUUUUGGACAUGCAGGUCAUGAAAGAAGAAAGGGAAACUCUGGGACCAAGGGUAUUUCGAAAAAUGCUAGUUUUAUUGACUUUAUUCGAAAUUAUUUUCCAAACUUGGCUCAGAAUUGCCCGGAUUUCGAGUUUUUCAGACCGUGAGAAGUUUGCUUAAAACGUCGAACGAAUGCAGAAAGAUCACAAAAGCUUAAUAACCGGUCAAGAUAACGUGCCAAAAGGGAACAAAAGCAAAGUAUCGCAAAACAAAUGGUUACAAAACAGUGCAAUGUAACUGUUAUGUAACCUUUUUAUUACCGACAUACAUGUCAAAGCUUAAAAUUAAAAUUUAUACUUCAAAUCGCCAGGUGGUUGAAACACUUAACACACUAGGGUUUCUUUCAUUAACUUAGAACCAGCUUCCUUCCUAAAGAAAACAAUACCCCGUGAAAGUACU
Molecule: messenger RNA, 3282 nt
Organism: Orbicella faveolata
Lineage: Eukaryota; Metazoa; Cnidaria; Anthozoa; Scleractinia; Merulinidae
Source: RefSeq, a predicted model, not a curated record